UCUGCCUGAUUUGAUACUUAUUGACUUGUUGAUACAAGGACUGCUACCUUGUCUUUUUCUCGUCUUCGUCCUCUUCCUUUCGCUCAUUGGGCAAGCACCUUGACUCGCUCAUCAUGCCAACUCCACGAUGGCUUCAGCAUCCAGUCGCCGUUUUCCUCCUUCCUCUCAUUACUUUCCUAUGCCUCCCACAACUCUACAAGCUUCUGCCCUAUGGCACGGACCCUUCAUACGAUGAUACUAAACUGCAGAGGAUCGCAAGUCUGAUGGAUGACAUAUACUCCAUCCUCGUCAACUCGACCUUCAUUCCUCACAAUGCUAUCACCCGCGGUCCACAUCUCAUCAACACAACAGCCAUACCAUGCAAACCCAGUGCCUCAGUGCUUCGCCUCAUGGAGCUUCUGCCGUACGUCGAUCUCUCGCUAGUCCAAGAACCUGACUGGAUAUACGGCGGGCACUUCAUGGACUACCGGAACCCAGAACACCUUGCAGGACUCUGCGACCCCUUACGUGGGCAGAGUAUUGGAUGGACUGACUACAUGGCGCCCUCCGAUGUUGCAUUGACGAACUGGGGUACCGGAGGAUGGAACAACGAUCGCACCUGGGUAAUGAUAUACAACACCGAAAGAGACGCGAUCAGGAUCUUCGAUGCUGAGAUGUGGAUAGAGGAAACUCAAGCCCAACAUGAAUUUGGCGAAGAGAUGGAAGGCUGGUGGUUUGAGGACAUCGGUGAAUGGGGGAUGUGGUCCAGAGAAGAUGGCGCACCACACAUCCUGCGCGCUAUCGCGAACAACUACCGGAGUCUGAAGUGGACGCCGUGGCGUACAUCAAAUCGAGAAGAGGGCUUCGGCGUCCCACCGCAAACCAUCGAGACACUUCUCCAACGCAAUGGCUGGCCGAAUGUAUUCAAUUCUGAUCAUUUCAAUGCUGAGUUCAUCCGCGCGCAACAUAAGCCAUCGGGCAAAGGCCACGCUGAAGCAGCACACAGGCUUAUCGACAGUCUUGCAGGCUACAACAGGACCAUCGUGGAAGACGACAUCACCUCAUACGAAGCCGACCCGGGUCGUAUUUACUACAUGCAACAGAGGCUCCAUCAUCACCGCGAAGCGCUCGCAAAGUCCGCAGAUAUGGAAGAGCAACAAUUGCAUGAGUGGCGCAUCCAGCGAACCACCUGGGCUCUCAAGGAUUUGCAGGCCGACCUUGAAACUGCACAAGCAGAAGUCGCAACGCUUUGUCCAGACGGUGCUUGCGUGAAAGAGGAGGACAUGAUCUUGUGGGAGUUUGUGGCUCUGCAACGCACGCACGAGGAAGCACGGUAUACUAACUCUAGCAAGAAGUGUGAACAUCAACUUUUCUAUUACCCUUCCAAUGAUCCGGAAUGGCUAGAGAAGUGCAUCAAAAACAAAGCCACUAAGCGAACAUGGCUAGACAUGGCGUUUGAGCAGUCACAAACCGAAGCUUUAGCACACUGCGAAGAAACCGGCUGCGAAUUGGUUCCCUUCCAAGAUGUCUUUAGCCGUGUGCGAAACAAGAUUGCGGAAAUCGAACGUAUCAUUGUCAGCGACACCGCGGGACUCGAACGGAUGGAAACAGAAUAUCAGCACAAAAUCCCAGAAUUUGGAACAAAAGCGAGGAAUGAAUUUGCAAUGGACGAUUCUGCGUUGGCGAACGGGAGAUGGUAUCUCAAGGACAAGAUUGAACUGCUUGAGGAUGAGAUGGCGAAGUUGGAGAGGGGCGAGGGGUCUGAGAGGGAGAGGAAGUGGCUGUUUGACUAUCUGAGGGAUGAUGAUGAAGACUAAGGGAGGUCGCACCUUGCCCGGUAGUGAUAGGAAAUGGCUGGAAACAGCCGAAUCUGACAGACGGACCAACCCCUUUUGCCAUGUCACAGGCUCUACCGGCUCGCAGCAAUCAGCGGCCGGCUCAGUCAUUGGACCCCAGUACAAAGGAUUACCACAACGAC
This is a messenger RNA of Macroventuria anomochaeta, 1957 nucleotides long. RefSeq lists its product as uncharacterized. Lineage: Eukaryota; Fungi; Ascomycota; Dothideomycetes; Pleosporales; Didymellaceae. The record is from RefSeq and is a predicted model, not a curated record. The coding region runs from base 114 to 1796 and encodes 560 amino acids. The transcript has a single exon.